AGAGGGCCAUGAACGGCACCGCGAACCCGCUGCUGGACCGCGAAGAACACGGCCUGAAGCUCGGCGAAAGCUUCGAGAAGAGGCCCAAGUCCUCCUUCCACACCAUCCGCUAUGAUUUUAAGCCAGCAUCUAUAGAUACUUCGUGUGAAGGAGAACUCCAGGUUGGCAAAGGAGAUGAAGUCACAAUUACACUUCCACAUAUUCCUGGAUCAACACCUCCAAUGACUGUGUUCAAAGGAAACAAAAGACCCUAUCAGAAAGACUGUGUUCUCAUCAUUAAUCAUGACACUGGGGAAUAUGUGUUGGAAAAGCUCAGUAGCAGCAUUCAAGUCAAGAAAACAAGAGCUGAAGGAAGCAGCAAAAUCCAGGCCCGAAUGGAGCAGCCCCCUUCUCGAGCACCACCACCUAUACCAUUCAGAGCCCCAAUGAAACCACCAAUUGGACCAAAAACGUCCCCUGUGAAAGAUAACCCUUCACCUGAACCUCAAUUGGAUGACAUUAAGAGAGAGCUGAGAGCAGAGGUUGAAAUCAUUGAGCAGAUGAGCAGCAGCAGCGGGAGCAGCUCCUCAGAUUCUGAGAGCUCUUCAGGCAGCGAUGAUGACAGCUCCAGCAGCGGAGGAGAAGAGCCAGCUGCCCGUGCCUCGCCCUCACAGCCUCCUCACCAGCAGUUCAGUCACAGGAACCCCAUGGCCAACGGCACGAGCCGGCCCUCCGGAAAUCACCAGCUGAUGAACACCCUUCGAAAUGACUUACAAUUGAGUGAAUCUGGCAGUGACAGUGAUGACUAGCGCUAGAACUUCCUACAUCCAUCUCUUUGGUAGGAGAACACGUGGAGGCAGCAGGAUGCUAGCAGAAAGCCCAUCACCAAGGAGAGCGCUUGGGGGAUUAGUGAUCACUAAGGAAUUGGAGGGGGGAUCCAAGCCUUGUCACAGAGCCCGAGCAGGAGUGCUCUUGUAUAUAUUUUGUGAAUAUCUGUUUUAAAAGUUUUACUUAAAUCUCUAGAGUAAAUGACUAAGAGGGUUUUGUUGUUGUUUGGUUAAUGUUGUGGAUGAAAAACCUG
Molecule: messenger RNA, 1060 nt
Organism: Gracilinanus agilis (Agile Gracile Mouse Opossum)
Lineage: Eukaryota; Metazoa; Chordata; Mammalia; Didelphimorphia; Didelphidae
Product: ELL-associated factor 1
Exons: 1
Coding region: 9-788 (259 amino acids)
Biological process (GO): positive regulation of DNA-templated transcription; regulation of transcription elongation by RNA polymerase II
Cellular component (GO): super elongation complex
Molecular function (GO): transcription elongation factor activity
Source: RefSeq, a predicted model, not a curated record